AUGAACGACGUCUCAAGGUAAGUUUGUUCACCAUUUUAAAGCAGCAUUUUAGUGAACCGGGUGCCCCGGAAUUUGACGGCUUCUGGGUGGACGUAACAGCUGAGGACGAAAUUCCAACACUACAAUCCAACGCCCUGGAAGCUGCAGCUGUUCCUGCGAGUUUUGUCGAAACAGAACCAGCCUUGGAUAUUAUCUCUUCCAAACAGAGUGCUGCAACGGAUUCCUCACUUCCGUACGUUUCAAAGGAAAUUCAACCAACUUCUUUCCUUUUUUCUUCUCAGGUCAAAACAUAACGUGUGGCACAUAUCGGCAGCACGAAUCUUCAGGCAAUUAAAGAAGACACUAGCUAGAGCAGCUCUCGAGAUUUCUGUCUGCCAUCAACAAACGUUUCAAUGUACAUCCUUGGAUGUAGAGUUCCGAAGGGCUUCACAACACUCACUGAUAAGGCAGCGCGUUUCACGCUCUAUUCGUAAAGCCUUCGGGUUUUUGCACUGGGUAAGAACUGUAUGGCGUUUCUGAUUUUGUUCUAGCGUACUGAUGUCUGUGUUGAGCUCCAUGAGACCCUACUGAAUACCCUGCCCUGCAACCUUCUUUCGGUAUACUUGGAGGGUUUUGGAUGUCUCUAUACCCAAAAGAAGGUAUUUUUUGCCUCAUAAACAACUUACAAGAUCUUAAACAAUCCGUAUAGGUUACUUGUCUUCUCGACAACUUGAACAGUUUAACAUUGUCGCAUCAGAAGAUACGACGAUUUCCUUAUGGAGAGUUUGUGGAUUGGAUUAAAGGAAAGGACUUAUCCACCUCCGUUCACUGUCAUUCCAAUCAGGCAUGUACACAUUAUGCGCCUAUCAUGCAUAUUAACGCUUCCUACUUUGACUUGGACGAGAGUCGCCAUGUCUAUUUUAAUUGCUUGGUUUUGUUCAGGCAACAGGAGGUUUAAGCUGAUGCCAAAUGUCUUGUUUUUUGGUUUAAUGUGCCACAAACCCUAGAUAAAGAUGGGAAGAAGUGCGUAGCCAAGCACUGUUACUGCCGACAGAGUGACAUUGUUCACGUUGCUCACCUUUAGAAGUGACCCUGAUCAAUCAUGGUUACAACCAUGCCAUGUAAUAAUGUACUUAGGAGACCAGGGAAGCGAAGUCAAAGGACAGAAUACUUUCAGCGAAACUUACAAGCAGUCUAUUCUUGUUAGGAGUGCUGAAUUGUUAGUGCUGCAGUGCGGUCGGUUUGUACGGUGACAGGUUGGCAUUAUUAACUUUAAAAUUCAUGAGUACAACAUGAUUUUUCCGAAGAAAACCUUGUUGAUCAUAUCAGCUCGAAAUAAAUGCCUCCUCGUUGUUAUAUAUGCACGUAUUAACUGGUAGAGGGUGCUCACCGGUCGAAUUACGUGACCUACUUUUCCCGUUGUGCCUUGAUCAAGAGGCACGUAGGCAGUCACACAGUGAUAAGUAAUAUGUAUAUAAUCAUAGGAAGGGCGUUUACUGAUAGAUUUACUUGACCUACUCGUCCCGUCCUACCUCAACUUAUUAGCCGUUAUCAGCCGGCCAUACCCAACCCUUGGUUCGGACCUCCUGGGAUCCUAACCUAGAAUCUUAGGUUAUUGUGUCAAACGCUCCACUGUUGAGCUACGGGCCCGUUGUCCUGUCGGCUAUGAUCGGAAAUAUUAACUUAUCACAGGAAAGUCGUCUGUCGAUCGGUUACGGGACACGAGCGUCCGGUUGAUCCUUGGGACUUAAUCUAGAGCCUUCGCAGGCAGUUACAUAAUGACUGGUACUAUAUGCGAGAAGGGGCUAACGGAAGAGACGAGGGAGACUGGAGUGGCCAUUGCUGGCUCAUUAGCCGUCUUCAUCCAACCAUAGCCAACCCCAUGUUGGGACCACCUGGAAUAUACUAUAUGUCUGUGGAGGGUGGAGGUAAGGCGAUCUCCCGGGUAGACAGUUUUCUCAUCUGACGUCCCGCUCUCGUACUUGCACGCAUCAUCACAGAUAGACAAAAUGCGGAAAUACAAGGUUUAAAUAAGUCCUCUGACUCCUCUCUGAUAACCUCGUAUGGCGCCGGUACGUCUAUCUUAUGGUUGUUCGAGUUGGGAUUAGAUUGCCGGGCCUCGAUUACUUCCAUUGACAUUGUGCUUUCUGCUCGACCGAGUAAUUGUGCGUGCUCAAUGGGGAAUUGCUGAUUAUCAGUAACCAUAAAUUCGAAAAUUUUAGAGGCUGUGCGUGCCGGCAUGCGAUCACAUAUCUUUUCGCUUUAUGGCUAGGCAUGAUCAUGCAUACGCAUUCUCAGUUGUUUGCCGUCCAGGUCACGAUAAGUGGCCCAGUUUUAGACAGCUGACGCGACGUAUGACUCCUGACGUGCCAUCAGGCCGUGGCCGACUCUCGAGCUGCAUGAACAAGCGGCGGAUAGAGACCUGCAGUAGAUUUCUAGGGCCCUUAGCCUGCGUUCCAUUCCUUCAGUGACGCCCCUCACGUACGAUAAGACACAAAUGACUUCAGGUCUUUGUCUUUGCUCUCCGUCGACCUCCUGUGAGGGUGUCCAUUGGAGGCAAAGAGGUGUUAUAUUGGCUUACGCUCAUGCAGUUUUUCGGCCCCUGUGCUGCAGCGUGUCGGUGUGCAGGGGUUGUUUCCGGAGGCUACCACGUUCAUGCGGCAGGAGGUGGUUUUCGUUGUAGUUGGGGAUUUCCACCGUGUUUGCUGCUUUUUGAAAGAUGCCAAUCUGGAGGACACAGUUUUCCUAUCUCUGCAUCUGGAGUCUUUUGUUAUCUUCAUUUUUGCGUGUCGCUUGCAAUGGGGCGAUAAAAUCCGCUGAAUGCCGACUCCAAAAACUGAAAUCGCCAUUGAGCUGCGUUUCUCGCUCUAUCCUGCGGACCACGGGUCGAGGGGCCGUUGUUGAUUUUGUCCCUCAGUGUUUUAUGGGGUCCGAAUUGACGAAUUUGUGUGCUUGGCUACAGUUUGGUGGCUCCUGAGCAUUACUACGCACUCAGACUUGUUCUCUCGAACAAUUAAAAUUUCCUCCCCCCACCUUUAAUUUUUUUUAGUGGCUGUCACUUCGGCCGCGCAGAUGGUUCGACGUGGCCCGUGUGGCAUAGUUCGUGAUAUUUCACAUAAUGGCCCCCUUGUAUAUCACCACGCGAUCAAGACUCGGCCCAGUAAUUACUUAGGAAUUAUUGAAUGGAGUAAAGCUACACUUGUCAUUUCGACCCCGCCCUUAUUGUUUUGAUCGAAAAGUUCUUUUUAGUUUAUGUUGGCUGACACAAAUUCUCCUCUUCCUUGUACUGAAAUUUUAGCAAUCAUUGUCCGAGCCAACGAAUGGAUUUUCUCCCAUCUCCUUGAUGCCGUCGAUACCGAUUUGCGAGAUUGGCUCCACUAUUGGUCGACAACCAUCUUCAUUGGCAGAUGCCGACGAUCCAAUUUUUGUCUGUGUAAUGCUUGCGAGCCAGGCUAAGAGCCUCCGCAUAGCGCGCUUAGUGCGUGACCUUUCGUGCCUUGGUCGUGUCGUCUCCCAACCCAUCCCCGAGGAUGCCUGUGAGACACCACGUUUGGGAAUGCGAUGUCUAAUUCAACGGCUUCUCGCCUUGGUACGCGCAGUUCUACUCGUCCUUUCUUGUUUUGCAGACAGAGAAAGUUAAAAGUGGCCUUCUUAGUUGCGCAUUGUUAGUAUGCGCAAUGCGCAGAGUCAAAUAGGCGAUUGCAGGAGUUCCGAACUACCAGAGACUAGUCUGUUCGGAUGACUUUUUGACUCCUGCAUUUUGGAUAAUUUAGGUAAAGCUAACUGACUAAUAAGUCCACUUUGACCUAUCUAUGAAAAACUCGGUGCCCCGGUGGGAUUUGGAGCCACUACAGCAAGGGGAGGCUUUAGUACAGUAAACGCCCUAACUAUCUGAGCUACGAGACCUCACCGGACUACGCGAGUUUAAUCAGAUUUGGGUCAGUUUUACCCGCCCAACCUACUGCAACGUCUGGAAUCCACCGAAUCCGACACAGUAAGCUCACCACCCAAGCAGGAUUUCCUAAGUAAUACAUCUAGAAUCCACCAGAUGACUACCAGGCUCACGUAAUUCAGAGGUGCUUUGGUAGAUUUCAUAUAAGUCACUUUGACCUAACUGUAAAAAACUCGAUGCCCCGGUGGGAUUUGGAGCCAUCACAGCAAGGGGAGGCUUUAGUACAGCCAACGCUCCAGUCACUUGAGCUACGAGGCCCCACCGGACGACCGGGAGACUACUAAGUGUCCGUGUUGAUUUGGGCGGAUCUGUGGCGAUCCAUCACGAAUCAACUACAUGACAAAAGUCUGCUGUUACAUAUGCAAAGUCGCUGUAGCUGUCUCCCUCAUCUCCGGGCCUGAGAGUAACGAGACUAACAUCGGAACUGUACUUAUUGUACUCGUAAUUAAUGGUACGAAAGACGAAAAAAACUCCUAUGAACGCGGAACUUUUAUCCCCCUCUUUGUCACCUGAAGUUCGCGCCAAUUGACGCCGUUUUUUGCAAGAAUUCGCACGUAUUUGCAGUUGCUUGUCAUCAAAAAUAUAGGCUAACUUGUACACUCAGCUGUCACUCUCCUAGCUGCCUGAUUUCAGUCUCGGACGUUGUCCUUUGGACGCGGAAAUAGUAUUAAUCCAGUUAGCUAUGAUUUCUAUCUUACGAAAUUAACUCAGGUCUCGGAGCCAUAUACCAUGCAAGGAUAUGUAAACUGUGAAAACUGAAUUGAGGGUGUGGGAAGACCGAGUGGAACAUACAAGUGGCUGACCACUGUCAUACUGCCAACGCUCAGGCACUGGGCACAAGCUACUGCCUUAAAACUGCGACUUAGGCUACCAGCCUGCAUGUCGUACAGGUGUUGACAGACUAGUAGAACUAAGUCGUGUAAAUGAUUAGUUAGAUGGAAGGAGUGAGCUGUUGUUAAUUUAUUCAUCGCAGGGGUAAAGGGCCAUUGACGGUAUAAUUUUAUCCAACCACAUUUGUCACAGAUGGACGAAAAUCGUCCGGUACCCAUCUACCUAGUCGGCUUUGGCAUCACCUGCCCUUUGAUGAUCACAGCGGCCCUCCAACUACCCGCCUCCUACAGCAACAGCGGACUCGAGAAAGUUCUCUGCGGCCGCCUGCUAGGAUUAGAAAGCCCUGCUCCAUCGCGCCCCUGGCUCAGUGGUCUUAUCUGUCUGGGCAUACCGCUUACCUUACCGACACAUCAGCUGGAGGUGUUGGCUGCAAUUGGCCGUCGCUGCUCAGUCCUCCUCCUUGUGGGGGGCCGUUCACGCUUUGGGGGUGAACAGGAGGCCUCUCGGUUCCGCGACUUUCUCAUUGCUGCUCGUCGGCGUGCGCCGCCGCCCUCGGAGGUGGGAACUAGUGGUGCAACUGGUGGCGAGGGCGCCAGCAUUAAGCCACACGAAUUCGAUCUGCAGCUCCUUAUCGUGGGUGGAGCGGAUCACCUUCUCCGACUCCAUACUUCCACUGCUCGCCGCUGGUCUACCACUCAAGCCGCCGUCGACUAUGCGCUGAUUGUAAGCGUUAGAAUGGAUGCCAUUUCUUGCAUUGAAAAACUAACUUCACCAGUCGAAUUCACCUACUUUUGACCUGCGAAAUUGACCUCGUGGAAUCCAUGCCUGGUUGAUCCGGGGUCCUCAGCCAAAAAGUUAUAGAUACUCAGUCUUGUCCUUUGUCAGUUUCACCCUCCUUUUUGUAUCAGGAGUAGCCUGGAAUGAGGGCUUAUUUUUUGUGGCCCAUUUUCGGUGGUAAGUCCCACAUCCGGUAUUUGACUAACGCUGAUGUUUGCAGUCCCACUAAAUGGGUUGUAGCAUACGUUUAUAAAAAAGAGCAAAACAUUUGCUGCGACAACCUUAUGCACUGGAUAGUUAGCUUGGAGUGUUUCUUUCGUUUGUAUCAACUGUCGCCUCGGAGUUGUCUAAAGCGGGUUAAGUAGGCCGAAACGAGGCCCUCAAAAAUACAAGGCGUGGAACGUCGGGAUUCGGAUUAAUCGAAGGAGGGGGAGAGCAAUUAAGAUCUUAGUGAGCGGAGUCUCAAGUAGGAGAAGGCACAGAAUCACGUUUCAGCAGUCCUUACGCCUGUGUAACUUUCCAAAGUUCACCCAUAGAGGAGUGAUAACUUUACACUAAAAUGGAAGUACACCGAUCUGACUGGCUUCUUAGAACGAAGUGGCUCCGCCCGCGAACGUCCAAGACGACCAAACAAAGGACGAUGGAGGGCAUGAAUAAGCCCGCCAGCACCCCCGCUACCCCCAGUCUACCUUGGGGUUUAUUGAUUAAGGUGGUCUACUGCGAUUUGCCCGUUUGGUGAGAAGGAGUGCAACGACACAUAGAUUGGUAUACUACAAAUGAGCAAACAGCAACUGGUGAUUACACCCUAAAGAAAAAUCGCAAAACUCUGGCACUCAUGAGUGGAGUCAUUUGCUUCGGAAUGUUUGUCCCGUGGUCGUCAACAGGUCUCUAAAGUCUGCGUACUCGACUUCACAGAGCCGGCCACAGAAGAGCACUGUACAUGGGAUAGUGAGUUUUAUUAUGAGCAUGCUGGGGAGAUUGUUCUAAAACAUGUAUUCCUUCUUUAGGUUGCUAUGAGGAACUUUGUGUACGCUUGUCGCAACCUAUCAUUCAGCAACUGUGACUCCGCGGAAACACAGUCCUCUUUUACGCCCGGCCUUAGAGCACCUCCGAUAUCUCCAUCGACCGGUUCUGUCCUUAAGAUGCAGCCUCGACAGGUGUAUGAACGCGGAAAUGGCACCUGGAGGCCUCCAUCAUGGGAACCGACCUCCGGCGCGUUAAUGCACGUCACGAAUCCCGUCCACUCGGGCCACGGCUACCAUCAACAAACAUCCAACCUCAUGUCACAGCUUUAUCGUCAGACCAAUUAUGAGAAGCUGCAGUCUUUCCGACAGAGGGCCCGCGAUCCAUCGGACGUCAGUGUUUCGUCAUCCACACGGGGAUCGCAUUUGGCUGAGAAACGGAACGUCCCUGGUGAGCCCUGUUUAAGAGGGUCCUUCUUCUACGUACCGGUCAUACGUACUGUUACUAUUAUGCAAAAAUGUUUGCAGGCAACCCACACUAGUUUUCAGUCUAAAUUGUGGUUUAGUGGUGUUAGGGAAGGGUCGUAUCCUUCGAUGUUUUUAACCGAAAACUGUUCCAUUGUCGGGUUUUUAAAGGCUGCCCAAGACUUUUCUACUACAAAUGAUGCUUUCUAGGGGUGUCGUGUGUUUAUUCUUGUAGGCAGAAAUCCCAACUGUGCAUUCGAGGAGUCUGAGAGGGUAUUGCUGCUGAGCAAUUUUCAACUACGAAUCUAAGUGCACGGUAGUCCUCAAUGUCCCUUGAGCAGUAGUGCUCUCCGAGCCGUUUAUAGAAAUUGUCUACCAAACCCCACGCUCUUGUCCUCUAAGUUUGGGCUAGUCACGGAAAGAAGGCGGUCUGUGCAUUUUACAGAGCUCCGACUUUAAUAAGAUUGGUAUUGAAAUAAUGAGGCUGUACAAGCUGUGUUAUUUUCCUUAUUUAUAGGUCGGCGUCUUGCAGGUCUGUAGCACAUCCUAAGCCGUUUUGACGCGAAUGCGCUAUCAACUCCGUUGUAAACAUUAGUCGCCAAAGAGAUGUGCAGCUGCGGCUUAUUUUGGAAAUUAGUCAGCAAACUUUUGCUAAGCUUAAAAGAAAUCGACAGAUACAUUGCUCAUGAAUCAUAUCCGCGGCUGGUGGUAACUUAAAAUUUCUAUCUAUCGCGCUAUCAGGCUUUGGCGUCUCAUCCUGGGAAGGCAUUUGUCCGCCGUCACAGCACAGAUAUCAACCACCAGCAUCGGAGCGGUACGGCGAAACAGCGAAGCGGAAGACCAGCGAGGGCUCACUGCUCGGCGCUAGGUCACGACCGAAUAAAAGGCUCAGGCGCCAGUCAACUCUUAUCUCGCAGACCAAGUCCUCACCGCCCCUCAAUGUGAGCCUCCGGGACCCGCCGUCUUUUGGCGCUCGCGAGACUGAGGGACGAGAUCCCUACGCCUUCGAGUGCGGCGGUGACGGCGACAGCGGGGAGGGAGAUCCUUUGUCGUCGCCGAGACGACAACCUGAGUCGUCAAGGUUCCCUUCGACUCUCACAUUCUCACAGGUGGAAAAAAGUGUCCCGGCGCCAUCACAAGAAUCCUUCUUCAGACCGAACACUCUUGAACAGACGCAAGACGGAGACUGGAUCACGGGUUCACCCAGCUACCUUCCUCGGCGCUAG
Messenger RNA from Spirometra erinaceieuropaei, 8192 nucleotides. NCBI's taxonomy places the organism in Eukaryota, Metazoa, Platyhelminthes, Cestoda, Diphyllobothriidea, Diphyllobothriidae. The record is from the annotation of a GenBank genome assembly.